AUGCCUCGUGAAGCACGCCCACCUCUGAAGGUGCCGGAGUCCUAUACUACUCUCCCACUUCGACAUGUUAAGGUCUCCCAUGUGCCUGAGUCGUCUCCCACGGCAACACCGGUCAUUUUGAUCACUCUGAACAGACCACAGAAACACAAUGCCUUCACCGAGGCUAUGCGCGUGGACUUGGAACGGGUAUACGAGCUUAUAGAUGUUGAUCCACGCGUCAAGGUGGUAGUUUUGACGGGAGCGGGAAGAAGCUUCUGUGCAGGUGCCGACCUCGAAAUUGGCUUCUUGGGCGCAAAGGAUGAGAACGGCCAGAUCAAGAAUCCCAAGACGGAGCGUGACGUUGAUCAUCGAGAUGGUGGUGGAAGAGUCUCCCUGGCCAUACAUCACUGUUCCAAACCUACAAUUGCCGCAAUCCAAGGUGCCGCUGUGGGUGUCGGCAUCACCAUGUGCUUACCGGCGUGUAUCCGGAUCGCCUAUGCAAAGGCAAAAGUAGGCUUUGUCUUCAGCAGACGAGGCAUCAUUAUGGAAGCAUGCUCUUCUUACUUCCUGCCUCGAUUGAUUGGUCACUCACGGGCAUUACACCUUACCACUACUGGCUCGGUUUAUCCUGCAGAGCAUCCCCUGUUCGGGACACUGUUCUCGGAGACGUGCUCGACACCGGAGGCAACAUUGGCACGAGCGCUUGAGCUGGCCGACGAGGUUGCAAAGAACACGUCAACUGUCGCGACAAAGAUGAUGAGGGAACUCAUGUACCGAGGUCCUGACAGCGCCGAGGGCACGCACCUGCUCGACUCAAGAAUCAUCCAUGGUUUGUUUGGCAGUAAGGACAAUGUAGAAGGCGUGCAGAGCUUCCUCGAGAAGAGACAGGUUAACUUCACCGGGCAGGUGCCGCAGGACGCCCCAGACUGGUAUCCUUGGUGGCAGCAGGUCGAUAUUGGUGACAAACCAGCCGAAAACAGGGGAUCAAAGUCGAAGCUGUAA
This is a messenger RNA of Exophiala dermatitidis NIH/UT8656, 981 nucleotides long. Its product is annotated as enoyl-CoA hydratase. Bases 1 to 981 code for a protein of 326 amino acids. The record is from RefSeq and is a predicted model, not a curated record. NCBI's taxonomy places the organism in Eukaryota, Fungi, Ascomycota, Eurotiomycetes, Chaetothyriales, Herpotrichiellaceae. The transcript is spliced from 2 exons.